Phytophthora sojae is the source of this 231-nucleotide messenger RNA. RefSeq lists its product as hypothetical. The annotation marks the transcript as partial. NCBI's taxonomy places the organism in Eukaryota, Oomycota, Peronosporomycetes, Peronosporales, Peronosporaceae. The transcript has a single exon. The record is from RefSeq and is a predicted model, not a curated record.
GGUGAGAAUUUAGGAUUCCUUAAAGGAUACCAAAACGACCCAUGUAAAAUCAUAAAGAAAACAAUCGAUGCCUGGUAUUCAGAAGGCUACGAGUAUGAUUUCAGUUCCGAUGGCCCUUCCCCAAAUACAAAACAUUUUACGCAACUUUGUUGGCGCGAUACUACUCAGUAUGGGAUUGGAUAUGCAUACGAUCCAGAUCCCAGAAUAGCUUCAACCCUCCGGGCAACAUAG